GAGGCUUUGGGGUUUUACAUCAGUCUUGGCAUUUCAGUUCCUUCGAGUUCCGUCAUCAGUUGUCGUUCCAGCGAUUUCGGAAGGAGAACAACAAGCGAUUGAAUCGAAUCGAAUCGAAGAAGAUGUGGUACUUGUGCGUGUUCUACCACAGAUUGUUGGACUACAGGAAAGCCGAGGUCGAAUCUCUCGCCCACCUUUUCGGAACUUUCGACGCCGACGACGACAAUUACUCCCUGGAAUGGAGGCUUCCCCAGCACCACCACUCAGAUUCCCCUUUCCACUUCGUCAAUCUCCCCUCCGAAGAUAUCGCUCGCAAAAUCGCCAACCGAAGUAUACUUGUGAAAGGAAUGUAUGAGCUUUGGGGAGAAGGCAGCAGCUACGAGGAAUUGGAAGAGGCUGUUAAGAGAUAUCCGGAGGAGCGGAAAUUGCCCUACUUGGAUUCUGGAAGCACUUUCAAGAUCAAUGUCGAUAGCUUUGGGAAGGUCCUCAGCUUUCAGGAACAAAAUCAACGCAUGCAGAGUCUCACUUACAUCCCUUUCAAGGGUCGAGUUGAUUUGAAAAAUCCGGAUCACAAGUUUUGGCUUAUGGAAACUGAUGAUUAUGGGUCUAAUAAUGGGCUUCCGCCAAUAGUUGAAAAAAGAAUCUUUUUUGGUCGGGAGAUUGGCGGUGCAGAUAGAAAACUCAUACCGACUUAUCAGUUAAAGAGCCGCACCUAUCUUGGGCCAACUGCCAUGGAUGCAGAAAUGGCUUUCUUAAUGGCCAAUCAAGCACUGGCGAUGCCAGGGAAGCUUGUGUAUGAUCCCUUUGUUGGCACCGGAAGCAUUAUUGUUGCUGCAGCUCAUUUUGGGGCAAUGACUAUGGGUGCAGACAUUGACAUCAGGGUCGUACGUGAUGGCCGUGGUCCUGACUGUAAUGUCUGGAGCAAUUUCAAACAGUAUGGAUUACCAAUGCCAAUUGCAUUGUUAAGGGCAGAUAACAAUCUUCCGCCUUGGCGUCCGGGGUUAAAAGAGGUAUUUGAUGCCAUAAUCUGUGACCCUCCUUAUGGAGUUCGUGCCGGGGGACGCAAAUCUGGUGGCCGGAAAUUGCUAAAGGGAGUUGUGAGCCCUUACGUUGUUCCCGAUGACAAGAGGAGAGACCACAUACCAUCAACUGCAGCUUACAGUUUAGUCGAGUGUGUGCACGAUCUGCUUGAUCUUGCUGCCCAGAUGCUUGUUAUGGGUGGCAGACUCGUAUUCUUCUUCCCUGUAUUGAGAGAAGAUUAUGUAGAGAACAAUUUCCCGGAGCACCAGUGUUUCAAACUGAUUUCUGCUUCCGAGCAGAUUCUCAGCUCACGGUACAGCCGAGUGUUACUGACCAUGGUUAAGAUUAGUCUGUACACCGAAGAAAUUGCAGAGACGGCUAGGCUAAAACAUAUAGAGUUCAAGGAGAAUCAUCUGAAGUGGUUAGAAGAUGGUAAUCUUCACUCUGCUGUUUUCAGUACGGCUGAUUCUAAUUCAAAUGCAGGUAGUGAAGGGAAAUUUAGUAAAGAUCCAAAGCCCAAAUACAGGGGAAAAUACGUAUAAGAUUGACUAGAGGCUGCUUCAUAUAUAGGCUUUAGCUUUGGUAACAUGCUUGAACAAUUAUAAUUCUGGGGAUGCGGUUUUUAGGACCAUUUAUUAUUGAUGUUUUUUUUGUUCUCAUUUUCGGAGAGAUAGACACAGAUAGCACUACCUCGAGGAUAAGUGAAAAGGCUGAAAGCUGAUUAUUUUGUUAGCGUAUUCUUUACUCGGAAAACUAAUAAUAUGA
Molecule: messenger RNA, 1785 nt
Organism: Morus notabilis
Lineage: Eukaryota; Viridiplantae; Streptophyta; Magnoliopsida; Rosales; Moraceae
Product: tRNA (guanine(10)-N2)-methyltransferase homolog
Exons: 6
Coding region: 123-1562 (479 amino acids)
Biological process (GO): methylation
Cellular component (GO): cytoplasm
Molecular function (GO): nucleic acid binding
Source: RefSeq, a predicted model, not a curated record